This is a messenger RNA of Sorghum bicolor (sorghum), 768 nucleotides long. RefSeq lists its product as uncharacterized. Gene Ontology annotation, molecular function: zinc ion binding. NCBI's taxonomy places the organism in Eukaryota, Viridiplantae, Streptophyta, Magnoliopsida, Poales, Poaceae. The transcript has 2 exons. Bases 27 to 590 code for a protein of 187 amino acids. The record is from RefSeq and is a predicted model, not a curated record.
GUCCGCUCCCUCCAAAUCUUGCGGAAAUGGCAAGCUCAAGCGGAUCUAGCCGUAGCCUGGGUAACCCACCCGACUAUUGGCGCCGCAAUAUGGAUUCGUCGUCGCCCAUCCCGUAUCGUGAAGGCCCACUGGAGUACUCACCAGCAGUUCUUUGCAAAUGCGGUGCAAAAGCUGCUCAGUUCAUCUCUUGGAGUAGUACGAACCCAGGUUUGAGGUAUCGGAAGUGCGCACGGGCUCGGGCUGGUGGUUGCGACUUUUUUAGUUGGGUCGAUCCGCCAACCGGUGGGUUCAUGAAGCAGCUUCUGCUAGAUUUGCACGAUGCAGUGAAGUACUGGUGUGGUGAGACUGCAGUAGCUGAAAGUCGAUUGGAAGAUGCAAGAGUGGAAAGUGCAAGAGUUCUGUAUGGUGUUACCCAGGAGAAUCAUAGACUGCGAGUUAUGGUAGCUGAAUUGCAGGUUGCAGGUGAAGCUAGGGCUCAGCUAGAGGCAAGGAUUAGGACACUGCAGAAGGAGAGGAGGUUCUUCAUAUGUGCUUUAGGUGGUGUGUGUGUUGGAUUUAUGGUUGUUUGCUUGAGGCUUUGGAGGAUGUAGGUCACUGUGGUUUAGUUCUAGUGUUUAUCAUGUCACCAUGUAUCAGAAUGUGGUGCCAUUGUGGUGUAUCAGACUAAUGUUGAGCAUAAUGCUCAGGACCAUGUUAUGCACAGCAUAAUGCUCAUGAUCAUGUAUCAGCUUUAUCCAAUGUUAUGAAUGUUUUAGUUUCAUGAAUUGA